AGGUUUUGCCUUGUUGCAGCCACAUAGUAAAGCAGAGUGGGACGGGCUUGGAUGUGAGACAGGAGCUCCCGAUGCGCCAGUAAAGAUCCACUUACCAGCGAAAAAAAAAACAAAAAAAGCAACAUGACGAAGAAACUAUGUGGGACCAAUUAUCCAACCAGCAUCUGCUUCAUAGUGGUGAACGAGUUCUGCGAACGCUUCUCCUACUAUGGCAUGAAAGCGGUGCUGACACUCUACUUCCUCACUUACCUUCACUGGGACAAGGAUCUCUCCACGGCUAUCUACCAUGCCUUCAGCAGCCUCUGCUACUUCACGCCCAUAAUGGGAGCAGUCAUCGCUGACUCCUGGCUGGGAAAAUUCAAGACCAUCAUCUACUUGUCCAUUGUAUAUGUGAUCGGCCAUGUGGUCAAGUCGAUCGGAGCCAUUCCCACUGUGGGAAACACGGAUGUGCACAUCUCUAUGUCCAUGGUCGGUUUGAUACUCAUAGCCUUUGGUACAGGAGGAAUCAAACCCUGCGUGGCGGCUUUUGGAGGAGACCAGUUUGACGAGGAGAAUGGCGCCGAAAGGCAGAAAUUCUUCUCUAUCUUCUACAUGUCCAUAAAUGCUGGGAGCCUCUUGUCGACUAUAAUCACACCCAUGCUGAGAGGUGAUGUCAAGUGUUUUGGUAAUGACUGCUACGCUCUGGCCUUCGGGGUUCCUGCUAUUCUGAUGAUCGUGGCUACAGUUGUGUUCAUUGCUGGCAGCGGCCUGUACAAGAAGACUCCUCCCAAAGGAAACGUACUGUUGGAAGUCUGCAAUUGCAUUGGGUUUGCCAUCAAAAAACGCUCAAGAAGAUCCAAGCAUGAUCCACCGAGAAAGCACUGGUUGGACUGGGCGGAGGAGAAGUACUCGAAGCGUCUAAUCCAGGAGAUUAAGAUGGUGCUGCGGGUUUUGGUGCUCUAUAUUCCACUUCCGAUGUUCUGGGCUCUGUUUGAUCAGCAGGGUUCCCGCUGGACUCUUCAGGCCACGAGGAUGAACAUGGCUUUUGGAGACUCUUUCACUAUUAAGCCUGACCAAAUGCAGAUGUUGAACGCUCUGAUGAUUCUUCUCUUUGUGCCCGUCUUUGACCUCGUCGUAUAUCCACUCGUUGGCCUUUGCAGAAUCAAUAUCACGCCUCUGAGAAAAAUGGCCGUGGGAAUGAUUUUUGCUGCACUGGCCUUCGGAGCAGCAACAGUGGUGGAAGUGAACGUUGUGGAAACAGUGGUGAAUCCUGCUCCUGCAGGAAAGUGUCUCCUGCAGGUGUAUAACCUGGCCAGAGGUGAUGUCAAUGUGACAGUUGGUUCAAACAACCCGUUUCCAGCCCCCAUCGGACCCUUUCAGGACCCUCCUCAGUAUGAGACUGUUACACUUGGAGAAACCAGCAAGAACCUGACAAUCCAGGUCACCUUCAAUGGAGAAACGUCAGAGUGUUUGCAGAAGUUUGAAGAGAAGAAGGCCUACAGUCUGAUUGUAGACUUCGUAAAUACUGGCAUCCAGUGCAAACUUGUGGAAGAUAACAUACAGAAAUCUGAUGACGGGAAUCCCUUCCUCAGGUUCCUAAAUAAAGGACCAGAUGCAAUCGCCAUACAUGUGGGAGAUGUGGAUUUCUUUGUGCCAUCUGGAGUAAUGUCUCUGAACAAGAGCAUCAGUCAGGGAGAAUACCCACAUGUAACCUGCAACCUGACGUUAGGAGAAAGCCCUCAUCUCAACCUGGGCCUGCUGGACUUUGGAGCUUCAUACACUGUUAUACUCAUGAAGGAAACAAGUAAACUUGUUCCUCACAAGAUGGUGGAUGUUGAAGCCAACAACGUGCACAUAGCGUGGCAGAUCCCUCAGUACGUCCUCAUAACUAUAGGAGAGGUGAUGUUCUCCAUCACAGGCCUGGAGUUCUCCUACUCACAGGCUCCAGCCAACAUGAAGUCAGUCCUGCAGGCCGGCUGGCUGCUCACGGUCGCAUUUGGGAACGUGAUAGUGCUGAUCGUGGCCGAGGGGGCAGGACUGGAACAGUGGAUAGAGUUCCUCUUGUUUGCCAGCAUGCUUUUGGGCGUCUGCAUCAUCUUCUCUAUCAUGGCUUCCUUCUACACCUACGUUGACCCCAGCGAGCUCGACAAGAUCUACCUGGAGGAUUCAGGGAAGGAGGAGGAUGACCACAAUGACCUGAAGAAAAUUACUGAUGACAUGCAGCUGAACAAAAGAGGGAAGAGCACAAAAUUCUAACGUUGCCUAAUUACAAAGAACAGCCAACUUCUCUGCUGUGGCUAAUUGAAUUGAAUUUAGCUUCAAAAGUGAAAGUAUUGUUUGAGACACUUUAUUUAAUUUGAGAUGCUUUCUGUGAUUAUGAAGCACUAAGAUAUGAUCAUUGGACAGCUCUUCACCGCAAAAACUCAAAUCUGAGCGAGUGUAUUUGUCUAAUUUCUAGUCAGAAAUAUAUUACACUUAUUUCAAGUCACAUUAAACUAACAAGUCCAGAUAAAAUAUAGAAAGCCAUAAAAUUAGGCAUGAAUUGCUUAUAAUCAGGGGCGUGCCAGAUGGGUGGCAUGGGCCCUCCCUAGAAAUCUGAUUGGCCAUCCCAAAAACCUUUUUUUUUUUUAAAUUAACCUUUAAUUAACCCAUUGAUAUCAAGAUCUCUUUCACAAGGGUGAACUGGCCAAGAGGGCAGCAGCACAUGUCAAGUUAAUAGCAGACAACAAUUAAAAUGUGCAAAACGUUUCGCAGAUUAAGUGCAAAGUUGUGAUCACAGAUUACAAUCCAUAAACACAGCCACUCGCCAAUGGUCUCGCUUUUUUUUCGUCUUUUAAGAUAAACUGUGAUUGGCAAUUUUCCCCGUCAGAAGCAGGACAGCAGUACAAGUUUUUUUUUUUUUUUUUGAAAGGCUGCCAGUAUUUUUCUUUACAUAUCGAUGUCUU
This is a messenger RNA of Labrus mixtus (cuckoo wrasse), 2924 nucleotides long. RefSeq names its product solute carrier family 15 member 2 (gene slc15a2). Gene Ontology annotation, cellular component: membrane. NCBI's taxonomy places the organism in Eukaryota, Metazoa, Chordata, Actinopteri, Labriformes, Labridae. The transcript has 22 exons. The record is from RefSeq and is a predicted model, not a curated record. Gene Ontology annotation, molecular function: dipeptide transmembrane transporter activity. Bases 124 to 2235 code for a protein of 703 amino acids. Gene Ontology annotation, biological process: transmembrane transport; oligopeptide transport.